This is a messenger RNA of Phytophthora nicotianae INRA-310, 419 nucleotides long. RefSeq lists its product as hypothetical. The transcript has a single exon. NCBI's taxonomy places the organism in Eukaryota, Oomycota, Peronosporomycetes, Peronosporales, Peronosporaceae. Bases 33 to 278 code for a protein of 81 amino acids. The record is from RefSeq and is a predicted model, not a curated record.
CGUCUCAACAGGCUCUUCGUCCUUCAAUCAGAAUGGCGACUCAAGUGAUGCCUCUGCCUUCAUCGUCGAACGAAGUAACAGUGAUAAUCUGCAACGAGGAAAACCCAAAAGAUGAGGAGCCAGAGCCUAGAACGCUGCAGCAGUGUGUUCUGUCGGGAAUUCUCUUCACGGUCGUGUUCGUCGGAGCCGUCUACUUGUUCGUAUUCGCGAUCGAAUACAUCAACGAGGGGUUCAUCCGUCUCGUGGCAGUGGCGCAACGACAGCAUCGCCUUUUGUGAGCACAAAAAAACUAACGUCUAUUUAUCGAUGCUCUCCGCCGAAUUGAAGGGAGCUACACCGCGGACUGCUGCAAAAGGCGCGCGUCCGGGAAGGUCAGCUAGAAGCUGGGUGGACAGCCUCACCAACAUUAAUUGGGCCAG